AUGGCGGCGGCCUGCACGGAGAUGGAGCCGGCGGCGGCGGCGCCUCCUCCUCCUUCUUCUCCCGCUCCUGCCGCGCCGGGCUCGGGCGAGCUGGUGUGCGCGCAGGGCCGGAACCUGAAGGCGGUGCUGUGCCAGCGCUGCGGCUCCCGCGUGCUGCUGCCUGGCGCCGCCACCUUCGCCCGCCGUGAGCUCCUCCUGCCUGCCAUGCGGAAGAAGGCCGCAGCAGUGGGCGGUGGCGGCAGUGGAGGGGAUGUGGUGCGGGAGCACUGGCUGGUGCGCGACAUGUUCUCCUUCGAGAACGUGGGCUUCACCCGUGACGUGGGCAACAUCAAGUUCUUGGUGUGCGCUGACUGCGAGGCGGGGCCCAUCGGCUGGCAUUGCCUCGACGACAAGGAGAGCUUCUACGUGGCACUGGAGCGUGUGGCCCAUGAGUGACACUGACACCGCGGUGGGCAGGCUGGAGAUGAGGACAACACGACUGCUGCUCUGGCACCUGCUCAAGGUCUGGGACUGGGCCACCAGAAGUCCUGCAUGACAGCCUGAAGGAGGCCCAGCCACCCUGCGGCCUGGCCAGACAGACUGAAUGAGGCCCAGCUGACUGAUCCAUGUCUGCCUGCUCCACAUCCUAGCUGACUGACCACAGUCUGCCCUGCAGCCUGACAGACUGAACUGAGGUUCUGCUGAAGGACCAUGGCUUGGCCACCUCGCAGCUUUUCUGGCUGACUCCCCAUGGCCUGGCUACCCUGCAUCCGAUUUACUUGAACUGAGGCCUGGCUGACUGACCACAGCCUGGCUAAUCCAUGGCCUGACUGACCUACAGCUCAACUGGCUGCUCCACAGCCCAGCUCAUUAAUCCGCAGGCUGACAGACCAGCACCAAGAAACCGCGUUGGCACUGCAUACUCCCUUGCCUGAGCCCACAUGGGGAGGACGCCCUUGGUGGGAGAGUUGCCUGUGACCUACAGUGCCAGCAAGGACUGCUCACCAUGAGAAUUUUGCCAAAUAGCUCAAUCUAACACUUCCAAGAAGUGGCCACAAGCUACCUUGACUGCUCUCUUUGACCCCUUCCCUGUGCACCAUGGGCAUUUGCAUGGCUUCCAGGUGGGCAGGGUGGUGAAAGCCACUUUUAUUUUUCAAGUGUGCUAAGAUAUCUUUCCAGCUGAUCUGUUUGUGACACAGCUAUGUAAAUGUGGAUGGUGGCACAAGGGCAAGAGGACUAAGAGGACAGGGCUGCUGCUUUGAAUUGCAGUGGCAGCUUAAAUUGUCUGAACUACAGCCAAAGCAGUUAGGAGCUUACGGUGGUAUCUUCUGUUGAUUUUUUCAAAAGAGAUGUUCCCUGCCUAUAAUCCUAACCAUUAAGUUCUGUAAAACUUCCUCCUAGUUCACAACUGUAACCUAGAAAAAAUACACGGCACCUAAAGCCUGUGUAAGGCAUUAUAACUAACACAGUUUUAUUAACAAAGGAUUUGGAAAUAAAUUAAGAUACAGAAAGAGCUUGCAGAUGGCAUAGGCUGAUGGAAUGGCAAAUAAAGGUUGAUGUUGUAUAAAGCA
Rhea pennata is the source of this 1550-nucleotide messenger RNA. RefSeq names its product RAB interacting factor (gene RABIF). Bases 1 to 435 code for a protein of 144 amino acids. Gene Ontology annotation, cellular component: cytosol; membrane. The record is from RefSeq and is a predicted model, not a curated record. Gene Ontology annotation, biological process: small GTPase-mediated signal transduction; post-Golgi vesicle-mediated transport. The transcript has 2 exons. Gene Ontology annotation, molecular function: guanyl-nucleotide exchange factor activity; zinc ion binding. Lineage: Eukaryota; Metazoa; Chordata; Aves; Rheiformes; Rheidae.